This is a messenger RNA of Musa acuminata AAA Group (dessert banana), 1007 nucleotides long. Its product is annotated as deoxyuridine 5'-triphosphate nucleotidohydrolase. The record is from RefSeq and is a predicted model, not a curated record. The coding region runs from base 198 to 863 and encodes 221 amino acids. NCBI's taxonomy places the organism in Eukaryota, Viridiplantae, Streptophyta, Magnoliopsida, Zingiberales, Musaceae. Gene Ontology annotation, molecular function: dUTP diphosphatase activity; magnesium ion binding. The transcript has 4 exons. Gene Ontology annotation, biological process: dUTP catabolic process; dUMP biosynthetic process.
GGAAGUUCUAUGAAGUUUAUUGGUCUCUCAAAUGUGAUGCUAGCAACCGGAUGGAAGAGGGGACUGAUAACCAUCAAGAUUGCCUCCCUCAUCAACUCAGCCUACUAUGAUUUGUACCCUUAAGUUUCUGCAUCCUAAGGUUGAGAAGAUCGCGCACAGCAAAUAGGUGGGAAGCGUCACAGCCAGCCAAUACAAACAUGGGAAACGCCGUGGCGGGAGGUAUUGCCGCCAAAAGUUUCCCGAGGCUUUAUACCUCGAAGCCCUACCGCCUCUCCUCCGUUGCGCCAUAUCCAUCCUUCGUUAUCCUUCCUCCGCCUCUCUCCCGAGCCAGAAUGGCCUCCAGCGACGCUAUCAAUGGCGGCAGCCCGGGCGUCCAGGAGCCGUCUCCAAAGGUCCCAAAGCUCUCUCAGAACGGUGGCCUCCACGGGGAGAUCCGGCUCCCUCUUAUUCGCGUCAAGAAGCUAUCGCAAAAUGCCAUCUUGCCUUCUAGGGCUUCCCCUCUUUCCGCCGGCUACGAUCUCUCAAGCGCCGCGGGAGUGCUAGUGCCUGCUCGAGGCAAAGCCCUCGUUCCUACCGACCUCAGCAUCGCCAUUCCGGAUGACACUUAUGCCCGCAUUGCUCCGAGAUCGGGCCUGGCAUGGAAGCACUCGAUCGAUGUGGGAGCUGGCGUGAUCGAUGCUGACUACCGUGGGCCUAUUGGUGUCAUUCUGUUCAACCACUCGGAUGUGGACUUUGAGGUGAAGCCUGGGGAUCGGAUAGCUCAGGUGAUAAUUGAAAGGAUCAUGACCCCAGAAGUCGUGGAGGUUCUUGAUUUGGACUCCACUGUCAGGGGCGAUGGAGGGUUUGGAUCCACAGGUGUGUGAUGUGACUACAUCGUAUAUUUCUCUGCUGAUUUUGGAGGAUUGUGCUCUUAUACUUCUACUAUAAUGUGAUGGUUGUUCAGGAACGCUAGAAAACAAUCCAGUGUUUGGUUAAACUUUUGAUCUUAUGCUAACUCGUUUUGAUCA